Quercus lobata is the source of this 1790-nucleotide messenger RNA. RefSeq lists its product as uncharacterized. Bases 154 to 1434 code for a protein of 426 amino acids. The transcript has 7 exons. The record is from RefSeq and is a predicted model, not a curated record. Lineage: Eukaryota; Viridiplantae; Streptophyta; Magnoliopsida; Fagales; Fagaceae.
UUGGUGGUGGGGUGCAUAAGAUAAGGUAGGAAGACUUGAAAAUAAAAGGUCACGCACUCAAUAGCCACCCACGAAAGUAUUGGUUUUAACCUGUAGCUAGUAGCUAUUAUACAUCUUUAAUUAAACCCGCCACUUGGUUCGAGUUAGUCACUCAUGGCGCUGCCUUGUGGAAGCGGGAGGAGGUGGUGGAGGGCGGUAAAGAUGGCCCUGGGAUUGUGCUUGUGCUUUCUCAUACCAAUGGCAGCAGCUGGAAUUAGAAAUACUAACAGCAUCUUUGGUGAUCAGAAACUUAAACUGGAGGUGCAGCAGCAGUUGAAGCUCUUGAACAAGCCUGCUCAUAAAUCUAUCAAGAGCUCGGAUGGAGAUAUAAUCGACUGCAUACAUAUCAACAACCAGCCAGCUUUUGAUCAUCCUCUCUUCAAAAAUCAUACAAUCCAGAUGAGACCAAGUUUCCACCCAGACGGGCGUUUAUUCGAUGAGAGCAAAGUGUCUUCAAAGUCCAAGUCCAUUAAUCAGCUAUGGCACUUGAAUGGAAGGUGCCCGGAAGGAACAAUUCCGGUUAGAAGAACCAAAGAAGAUGAUUUAUUGAGGGCAAGCUCUAUCAAAAGUUAUGGAAGGAAAAAACACCUUACCAUCCCUAAACCAAGUUCCGCUCAGCCUGAUCUCAUCAAUCAAGGUGGCCAUCAGCAUGCAAUAGUCUAUGUGGAAGGAGAUAAGUAUUACGGAGCUAAGGCAACUAUAAACGUGUGGAAACCCCAAAUCCAAGAACCUAAUGAGUUUAGCUUGUCUCAAAUCUGGAUCCUAGGUGGUUCUUUUGGUGAAGAUCUUAAUAGCAUUGAAGCUGGCUGGCAGGUCAGCCCUGAUCUAUAUGGAGAUAGCAACUCUAGACUCUUCACUUAUUGGACUAGUGAUGCAUAUCAAGCCACUGGUUGCUACAAUUUGCUGUGCUCUGGCUUUAUUCAAAUCAACAACCAAAUUGCAAUGGGUGCAAGCAUCUACCCUGUUUCCGGCUACGGUGGUUCCCAAUAUGAUAUUAGCAUACUUGUCUGGAAGGACCCAAAAGAGGGAAACUGGUGGAUGCAAUUUGGGAAUGAGCAUGUAUUGGGAUAUUGGCCGGCCUUCCUAUUCUCAUACUUAUCUGACAGUGCUUCAAUGGUCGAAUGGGGAGGAGAGGUGGUGAACUCACAGCCUGAUGGGCAGCACACCUCAACACAAAUGGGCAGUGGUCAUUUCUCUGGAGAAGGGUUUGGCAGAGCUAGUUACUUCAAGAAUAUCCAAAUUGUUGAUGGCUCCAACAAUCUUAGGCCUCCCAAGGACAUUGCCACUUUCACUGAGCAACCCAAUUGCUAUAAUGUCCAAAAUAGGAAAAGCGGCGAUAAUUGGGGAAACUACUUUUAUUAUGGUGGUCCUGGUAAAAACCCCAAUUGUCUAUGAUCAUUUAGAUUAUUCUUUCAAAAUUAAGGAGAAAGAGGACAAAAGAAAAAAAAGAAGAAUUAUUUUCUUCUUCUUUUCAUGUCACAAAAAAUAUACCUAGAAGCCAUAUGCCCUUAUCUUCUUUAAAGUACACUUAGUUUAGGCUAGUGAGUCGUGAAUUGUCACUCUUUUGUACAUCUUUUUCUCGUUCUUCAUCUGUAUUAAGAGAUUUGACUCCCUUUAAUGCUCUCCAUAUAAUUUGUUGGAGAGUAGGUGUUAAAUUUCCCUAGCCCUAUUGUUGUGAGUUAUGCUUAAUUUAGAUUAUGAAACUCUCCGUUUCAUUAAUGAAAUAAAGAGUUAUUGUAUGGAGUAGUAAA